Molecule: messenger RNA, 2939 nt
Organism: Phoenix dactylifera (date palm)
Lineage: Eukaryota; Viridiplantae; Streptophyta; Magnoliopsida; Arecales; Arecaceae
Molecular function (GO): nucleic acid binding
Source: RefSeq, a predicted model, not a curated record
AAACCGUCGAUUCGAUUGCUAACGGCUAUUCGAUUCCAAGGCCACCCACAAUACCAACCCACCUCCCCUUUUCCCCCUCUCUCGCUCGAGCGCUAUUCGAAGCUCUCUCGCCCGAUAUCGCAGCGACCGAGAGUGAAACCCUAGAAACAGGGAGGCGGUCCUCUCUCCUGUCCUCGACCCUCUUAUAUAAAAGAUUUCAUCGAACCCCCUUUGUCUUCCUCUUCGCCUGUUCUUCUUCUCCGUUUUAUCUUUUUUCUUUGCUUUUUUUGGUGGAUUUUGUUGGUAUUUUAUUUUUUUCCAGCGGAGAAUGGAUGAAUUCCAAAGAUUUGGCUCGAAUCGGGUCUAAGGAUCGAAUCUUCCGACCUUUUUAUAGAACUAGGUUUUUCAUUGGUUUCCAUCUAAUGCCUGUUUUCUGUUCUGGAAUUAGGGUUUUUCGUCCGGCUCUCUCUCAGAGCUCCUAAUCUGCCGCCCGCGUCCGUCCGGAAAGCCACCAGUUUGGAUUGUGAACAUAAACCUUAGUUCGGUGUUAGCCACCUACAGAGGAUGUCGUCUCCAUAUUCUGUACUGAACAACAAACCCAUUGAUCAAUGGAGGGUUACUGAAUUAAAGGAAGAGCUUCGUAAAAGGAAGUUGCCUAUUAAGGGUCUCAAGGAGGACCUGGUGAAGCGGUUAGAUGAAGCAGUUCGGAAUGAGAAAGAAUCAACUAAAGAAGAAGUGGAUAAUGGCUUUGAUCUUGCUCCAGAUCCUCAGGACAAUGGUGAUCAAGUGGAAGAAGAUCCACAAGCAGAAGUUCAUAUUGAAGCCGUCACGGAUAAAGUUGAGAAAACUGACAAUGAUGCCACUAUAGUUGAUGGCAGCCCUCUAGAUAUCAAUCAAGUUGUCAACAUUCAAGAUGGGGAUCCAAUGCCUCUUUUGAGAUCAGAUGCAGCAGCUGUGGAACCAUCAGUUAAUGCAGCUUCCAUGGAAGACAGUGCUGCAGCUUCUGUGGGAGACAGCAUCACAGAAAGCCAACAUGUGACCCUUCAUAAUGAUUCAAGCAGCCAAGAUUUGCGAUAUGAUGAAAGGCACGAGGAAUCAAAGCCCUCCAUUGAGGAUGUCAUGCGCAGCCCGUCGGAACCAAAAAAUCAGGUAUCUGAGGUCAGCCCAGAUUUAGGGUUCCAAGUAAGGUGUGAGUCAAUUUCUACUGAUUCUGUGUCAAUUAUUGAAAAAAAUAAAUUAAAGGAUAAUUUGAAUGAUGAUAAUUUUCACUUAGAAGUUGUUAAGCCAGAGAUGAUGCAAAUAUCAUCCAGCAAUGAUCCUCCCAUUUGUGGCGAUUUGCACCCACUGGAUGAUGACAAAGAACUAGUUAAGAACCAGGUCUCUUUGGAAGAAGCAGAUGCCAAAAAUGCUACAAAUCUGGACCUUAGCAAGAAUGAAGAUAGUGCGGAUGGGGGUUCUCCAGAAAAAUUAAAUUUAGACAGGAGUUCAGGUGAUGAGUCGAUGGAGGAGGAUGUCUUGGAAAGUAAGCAUAUCGAGUCCAAUAUUAAGUCUGAUGAACCGGGGGAAAAAACUGAGGCCAGUGAAAUGCAUACUGUAGAAAAGGGGACCUCUGUUGUUGCUGCGGUGGGUGUGUCCUCUCUUGAAAAGAAGGAUACUGUGGAUGAAGAGAAGGUGGGACCUACUGCUCCUACUGAGAAGAGAAAACUUGAAGACAAUGAAGCCGUUAGGAUCAAUGAGGCAAUAAAGCGGCAACGGCGGUGGAAUUCAGAGAGCAUUAAAUUUCCGGAACAGCAAUCAUCCAACAUCAGUACUUCAAGUAUACUUAAGGAUGCUUUGCUACCUGCUACUAAACGUACAUUCACUAGGUCUGACUCAACACUUAGUGGAGAUUCUCCAAAGGAGCGAGUUGUGCCACCAUCACACAAGCUGCCAACAACUUCCCUGAGAAUAGAUCAUUUUUUGCGUCCCUUCACUCUGAAAGCUGUGCAAGAGCUGCUUGCGAAAACUGGAACUGUCUGCAGUUUCUGGAUGGACCAAAUCAAGACCCACUGCUAUGUGACUUAUUCAUCUGUUGAGGAGGCUGUAGCAACUCGAAAUGCUGUCUACAAUCUCCAGUGGCCACCUAAUGGUGGGAAACUUCUAGCGGCUGAGUUUGUUGACCCUCAGGAAGUAAAGCAGCAUGUUGAGGCCCCACCACAAUCAUCUGCACCCAUCAGUUCCAGCCCUGUGACACCAAAGGCAUCUCCCUUCGAGCAACCCCAGGCAUCCCAACCAUCCCGUCAACAUACCCUUAGGCAGCAGCUACCUCCUCCACCAACCCUUCCCCCUCCACCACCUACAUCCGAUCCACCUGUUGGAGAACGUCUUCCGGCACCACCUCCUCUGAAGAAACCGGAACAAGCUGUUGUGACCCUCGAUGAUUUCUUCAAGAAAACAAAAGCCUCUCCGAGGAUCUACUUUCUACCCUUGUCUGAAGAGCAGGUGAUGGCUAAACUUGCAGCACAGGGGAAAAGCAUCAGAGGCUAGUGAUUCCUUUUGUGUGUUUGAUUCCUAUAUUGGUAUGGAUGUGAAGGAUGUUCUUGCCUCUCAUCUCUUGUCAUGGUGGCUUUGUAUUAUAAGCAGCAGCAGCAGAUUGAUUUGGGUUACUUUUGCAGAGAAGAUUAGGCAUCUUGGUGAGCUUGGUUUUAUGUUCAUUAGUUCAGGUGAUUCCUAGGGCUAUUUUGUCCGGACUAAUCAAUUUCUCUUGUUGGCCUGAGGACAAUCUUAUAAAUUUUCUUCUAUAUUUAGCAAAAUAUAGGUUUUAGCUUGUCUGAACAAUAUGUGAUGCAAAAUGGUUUGCCUGGCUCAUUAGCUUAGCGUGAACCACUUAUUGCUCGCUCUUCUUACCAAAAACUGUGCUGUGCGGCCUGCAGGUAUCCUUAUUUGUUACAACCUUAAUUCAUUCUUUUCGUUGCAGGGAA